GUACCGAGCGAAAGUUUGCUCCCACCUAUACUAUACACGUUGACAUUCUUUUGAUUCGAGUUCAGAAGUGUCUCAGCUCUCGACUUCUACAGAGACGAAGAGUGAAAAAGGAGGAAGCAGAAGCAAAGCAAAGCAAAGAUGAUGACCAACGCUGACCCAGCGUAUGAUCGAGCAUCGGAGGUCAAGCAGUUCGACGACUCUAAGAUCGGAGUUAGGGGCCUCGUCGAAUCCGGCAUCACCACCAUCCCUCGCUUCUUCGUUCACCCAUCCGACACCCUCCCUCGCCCUUCUGGUCCCACCACCGCGCUUCCCUAUGAAAUUCCCGUUGUCGAUCUCUCCGGCGUCAACUCCGACCGUCGAUCGAUCAUCAUCGACCAAGUCCGAGCCGCUUCCAGUAAGCUGGGCUUCUUCCAGGUCACCAACCACGGCAUCCCCACCGACGUGCUCCACCGCACGGUUGCCGCCAUCAAGGCCUUCAACGAACUUCCGGCGGAAACUAAACCGCAGUAUUACCAUCGGGACAUGAGCAGCGGCGUAUCGUUCUCGACCAAUUUCGAUCUCUUCCAAUCCAAGGCGGCGAGUUGGAGGGACACGCUUCAGGUGAGGCUCGGUCCUACGCCUGCGGAUUUCGAGGCUCUUCCGGAGGUUUGUCGGACGGAGGUGACUAAGUGGGACCAGCACAUCCAACGGCUAGGAGAGACGCUGAUGGAGAUUCUGUCGGAAGGGCUGGGGUUGGAGCGUGGAACGUUGAAGGAGCUGUCGUGUUUGGAAGCGAGGGUUAUGGCGGCUCACUACUAUCCCUAUUGUCCUCAGCCCGAUCUGACGUUUGGGAUUACAUCUCACACCGAUCCAGGAGCGUUGACGGUGGUGUUGCAGAACCACAUCGGAGGGUUGCAGGUGAAGAACGGUGGAGACUGGGUGGACAUUAAACCCGUCGACGGUGCUCUCGUCAUCAACGUCGGCGACAUUCUCCAGAUAUUAACGAAUGACGAGUACAGGAGUGUGGAGCACCGAGUGCUGGCCAAUCCGUUCCGUGACCCACGAGUCUCGAUUGCCAUUUUCUUCAAUCCAAGCAAAAGAGGUAACUUGUUUGGACCACUGCCGGAGUUAGUAUCAGAGGAAAAGCCGGCGCUUUACCGGCCGUUUCAAUUCUCGGAGUUCAUGAGAAGGUUUUUCACAAAGGAAUUAGAUGGGAAGUCCUUGAUAAACUACUUCAGAUUGUCUGAAACAGAAGACCAAAUUGGUGAAUGAAACAACAGAAAUUGACGUACUGGUUCAUGUAUUAAACUAUUCGACUGUGUUGUAUGCUUGUAUUCAAGGCCCCAUUGAGUCUUUCAGAAACCUUUCUCUCUAA
Nelumbo nucifera (sacred lotus) is the source of this 1354-nucleotide messenger RNA. Its product is annotated as 1-aminocyclopropane-1-carboxylate oxidase homolog 1-like. Lineage: Eukaryota; Viridiplantae; Streptophyta; Magnoliopsida; Proteales; Nelumbonaceae. The record is from RefSeq and is a predicted model, not a curated record.